GUGGAACAUUCGACGUUAUGCGUGAACUGAACACAUACCCAGAACGAUUCCAGAAUUUUUAUAGGAUGUCCCGUGAGUGUUUUUAUAAUGUAUUGGCACUUGUAAAAGAAGGCCUUGAAAAGAGAUCAACCAAUUUUAGGGAACCAAUUUGCCCAGAAGAGAGACUACUGAUUACUUUAAGAUACUUUGCAUGUGGAUGUUCAUUCAAAGCGCUGUCCUAUUACUUCGUAAAAGGACAUUCUACAGUCAGAGCGGUAGUGCAUCAAACUGCUAAAGUCAUUUGGGAAAAAUUGCAACCUAAAUAUAUGCCUAUACCGACAACAGCGAAAUGGAUGCAAAUUGCAGACCGUUUUCAUUCAUUGUGGAAUCUACCUAACUGUAUCGGCAGCAUAGACGGUAAACACAUCAGAAUACAAGCUCCACCACGAUCAGGUUCCGCCUACAUUAAUUAUAAAGGCUUUUUUUCCACUGUUUUACUCGCAGUAGCAGAUGCAGAUGGCAUGUUCGUGACAGUAGAUGUGGGCGAGUACGGACGUAAUAGUGAUGGAAGAGCAUUAAUGAACAGUCACUUUGGCAGAGCAUUACAGUCCAGUAAUCUUGAUUUACCUCAACCUCGUCCCAUACCUGGAGAUGUCAAGCAGAUUCCGUUUUAUUUUACAGCUGAUGAAGCGUUCCCCUUAAAGAAAAACAUAAUGAAGCCUUUUUCCCGUAGAGAAUUAACCACUAACAAUAGAAGGAUUUUUAAUACCAGAUUGUCCAGAGGAAGAAAGUCUGUGGAAUGCUCUUUUGGAAUGCUGGCUGCUAAAUUUGCAGUUCUAAACACACCCAUACGAUGUACGCCUGAUAAAGUUGAUAUACUCGUUCAAGCAAUGUGUGUUUUGCAUAACGCCAUAAAAGAAUGCAAUGGUACAUUCACAACGCCCCAAUACGACAAUGUGAUUCACCGUGAUUCCAUUUUGCAAUUACCACCCCUGACCCACUCAAAUGCAAAAAAUAUCAGAGAGUACCUAACCAUGUAUUUAUCAGAAUGUACCCCAAUUCCAUAUCAGGAUAGGUAUUGUGUAUAAAUAGUAAUAAAGACUAAAACUUACCUUGAACACCAAAUUUUUUUGCGAUUUUCUGCCAGGCUUGGUCCUGAGCACUCCUAUUACAAUAAUCUGAACGACUGUAGUCGUACAAGCAUGGAUAUUUUUCAAUUUCCUCGCAAAAUUGAAUGUUAAAUUCAAUAUCGUCUCGCAUUUUUAAAAAGUUUUAAGUAAGCAACAAGUGUCGUGCAACGGACGUGUCUGUUCUUGUACGCCACAAGAGACUGGAAGAAGACGUGGCAAGGGCGCGAUGGCGACCGCCAGCGCCACGUUGCCGCUGUGUGCAUUGGACAAUUCAAUUAUAUAGGAG
Messenger RNA from Acanthoscelides obtectus, 1395 nucleotides. NCBI's taxonomy places the organism in Eukaryota, Metazoa, Arthropoda, Insecta, Coleoptera, Chrysomelidae. The record is from the annotation of a GenBank genome assembly.